This is a messenger RNA of Paramacrobiotus metropolitanus, 1144 nucleotides long. RefSeq names its product protein l(2)37Cc-like. Gene Ontology annotation, biological process: mitochondrion organization. The coding region runs from base 152 to 967 and encodes 271 amino acids. The transcript has 6 exons. NCBI's taxonomy places the organism in Eukaryota, Metazoa, Tardigrada, Eutardigrada, Parachela, Macrobiotidae. Gene Ontology annotation, cellular component: membrane; mitochondrion. The record is from RefSeq and is a predicted model, not a curated record.
UCUACUUUUACUGCUGAAUCAGAAUUUUUUGAAAGCUCAUAAUAAGUCAAAAGUUUCGCACUUAAGUACAAAAAACAUCCCAUUUUCUGCGAGUUUGUUGGAUUUUGAAUUCUGAUUUUGUUCAUCGAUUCAGACUGCGGUGAAGUUGAGGAUGGCUCAGAUUUUUAAUCGCCUAGGCGCUCUCGGCUUAGGUAUCGCUGCGAUUGGGGGUAUUGCAUCAACCGCGCUGUACAAUGUUGAUGGCGGUCAUCGAGCCGUAAUAUACGAUCGAUUCGCCGGAGUACGCAAUUACGUUGUUGGCGAGGGAACCCAUUUCAUCAUUCCCUGGGUCCAGAAACCUAUCAUCUACGACAUCCGCUCGAGGCCCCGAAAUGUCCCUGUCAUAACCGGAAGCAAAGAUCUCCAGAAUGUCAACAUCACACUCCGUAUCCUUCAUCGGCCGGUCGAAGAGAACCUACCAAAACUGUAUCAGAUUCUCGGUAUCGACUACGACGAGCGAGUUUUACCUUCCAUUGUUACGGAAGUUUUGAAGGCAGUUGUGGCCCAGUUUGAUGCCAGUGAAUUGAUCACCCAGCGAGAAGUUGUCAGUCAGAGAGUGAGCGAAGAAUUGAUUGAGCGUGCGGCGCAAUUCGGGCUGAUCCUGGAUGACAUUGCUAUUACACAUUUGACAUUCGGAAGAGACUUCACAUUAGCCGUCGAAAUGAAGCAGGUUGCUCAGCAGGAAGCAGAGCGCGCUAGAUUCCUUGUCGAGAAGGCUGAACAGAAAAAGCGGGCCACCAUCAUUUCAGCAGAAGGUGACUCAGUUGGUGCGCAGUUAUUAGCUGAUGCCUUCGGAAAAUCCGGCGAAGCACUGGUAGAACUGCGGAAAUUGGAAGCGGCAGAAGAUAUCGCUUACCAACUUGCUAAAGCUAAGCAAGUCAUCUAUUUACCACCUGGACAACAAACUCUGAUAUCGUUACCGCAGUGAUCAGGGAUGUGAUCGUUAGACCUUGCAUCCUUUCACCUGUUUAGCAAGUGGUACCUGAAUCGUAAUCUGAUCAAGCUGUUGGUUGAUUUUGAUGUAAUUUGAAUUUUAUUUCGUGUUUUCGGACUAACUUCUGUUUUGCUGUUGUAAUACGGGACGAUAAAUUUGACCUGUUCUUGA